GCACGGCCCAAAAUGGACGCCGUCCGAUGAGGCCACCGCCGCAAAAACCCUAGCUCUCGCCCUCUCCCUCCCCCUCCCCCUCCCCCUCCCCCUCCCUGCCACCCAUGGCCACCGCCACCGCGUACACCCUCCGCCUCUCCCCGCCGCCGCCGUCGCCAUCCCCUCGCCGGCAGCAGCACCACCACGCCCCGCUCCUCCCCCAGCGCCCCCGCAGCCGCCGCGGGGCCACCGCGAGGGCGGCGGCGGCGGCCAGCUGGGCACCGACGGACCGCGGCAGCGACGACGGGCUCGGCGGCUGGUGGCUCCCAGUCCCCGAGCAGCAGCAGCAGCAGAAGCAGCCGGCGGAGCGCGGGAGGGAAGUGGGGAUUGGGAUUGCGGGUUCCCGAAGAGCUCUCGCGGUCGGGCUGGGGGCUUCGGCGGCGAUCGCAUUGGUGGGGAUGAUGUGGCACUUGCCGUCGUCGAGGAAGUGUUUGCAGCAAUUUGUACAUGCCCCAUUACACUAUGUUCAAGAGAAGUUAUCAACACUGGAGUCAAAAGAGACUCCCGAGGAGGAUGCAGGUGACAAGGAGUGGGAUAAUAUUGAUGUUUCAAAGACAGCUAAUGACGAGAGGGUUGAUACAAAAACUGAUGAUUCAAGCCAAAACCACAUGCCAGCUGGUGGUGUACAUGUUCUAUUUAGAGCUCCUGUAGAUCCCAUGCACGAGGAGGCUUUCUCUAUAUUGAAGAAGCUACAGAUAAUUGAAAAAGAUGCUAGCUCCAGCGACUUUUGUUCUCGAAGGGAAUUCGCAAGAUGGUUCAUUAAGUUACACUCAAAAUUAGAAAGGAAAAAGAUGCAUAGGAUCAUCCCUAAUAGAUUAACUUUUGGAUCAGUCAGAAGUGCCUUCGACGAUAUAGAUGCUGAUGACCCAGAUUUCUUGUACAUCCAAUCUUUAGGAGAAUCAGGCAUUGUAUCUAGCAAGUUAUCGAACUUCCUGGGAACAUCAACAAGUGGUUCUUCUAGUGACAGUGGAAAUUCAAACUUCCUACCCAACAGUUAUCUAUCACGUUUUGAUCUUGUUAAUUGGAAAGCACUAGUGGAGCAUCCAUUUGCAACUGAACUAGACCAGAAGAUGCUGAGUAAAAAUGUUCGCAUUUUGGAUUUGAGGGCUUGGCCUGAUGUACCAUCAUCUAUACUUGUAGAUUUGAUGGGUGGUGAACAGAGCAUCAUCAGCAAAGUUUUUGGAAACACAAGAUGCCUUCAACCACAUAAACCUGUUACAAAAGCACAAGCAGCUGCUGCACUGACCAGUGGCCGAAUGGAAGAAGUAAUACGUGAUGAAUUGAACAGACUAGAAGCAGAGAAUCAAUCCCAGCUUUCUGUUAUGGGUGAAAUAAUGGAAGAGUUAAUUAAUAGAGGAGAUAUAAAAAGAUAUUGGGAGGACAAGAUGAAAGUGGAGGAAAUCCGUGAGGUUGCAGUUGAUAAGCAGCUUCAACAUGUGCUGCAAGAGCUUGCAAAUGAGAAAACAGAUAGAGAAAAGGAACUUGCGGUCUUACUGAAAGAGAGAACAGCUCUAGAACAUCAGAAUCAGGAACUUAUGAAUUUGAGGUCAGAGAUUGAUGGGAUGUAUGAUAGACUAGCCAUGGAAAGUCUAGAGGUCAUGACUGAGGAACAAAACCUGGAAAAGCUCUCACUUGAUGUGAAUAGGAAGCAUCAAGCUGUCUCUGAAUCCAAAUCUUAUCUUGAAGCUGAGAAGGAAGCUCUUACUAUGCUAAGGUCUUGGGUGGAAGAAGAAGCAGCACGUGUACAUGAACGAGCUGAAGUACUUGAGAGGGCUGUAAGGAGAUGGCGAGUCCCAGCUGACUAAGCCUGCAAACUAACCUGCCCUUGCAUUGUUGUAUGUCAGCUUUUCUCUUAACAUUUUUAUGUUCUGUGGUAUCAGGGCUUCGGCUGUCAGUUAUAAACAAUUCCUUGUCCGUAGUAGGGUAAAGUCAGUGCAUGUUGCCUUGGGCCCAGAAUCAUUAUUUUCAUUUUGUGCUUCCUCGUGACUUCCUGCCUUUUAGUGUCACCGGUAAAACCCUGGUUUGUUCAUAGUUUCAUUUACCAUGAUCUAUGUAGAUAUUGAUGUUGCCUUCCUCCAAGGAUGCUGUUUCACCUGGACAGUUAUCUUUCACACUGGUGUACACCAUUCCAUUUGAGUAAUAAACAUGAAGUGAAGCAUGUGUUUUCCUUUACA
This is a messenger RNA of Oryza sativa Japonica Group (Japanese rice), 2213 nucleotides long. RefSeq lists its product as uncharacterized. Lineage: Eukaryota; Viridiplantae; Streptophyta; Magnoliopsida; Poales; Poaceae. The record is from RefSeq and is a predicted model, not a curated record.